Molecule: messenger RNA, 1231 nt
Organism: Mercenaria mercenaria
Lineage: Eukaryota; Metazoa; Mollusca; Bivalvia; Venerida; Veneridae
Exons: 2
Coding region: 155-694 (179 amino acids)
Source: RefSeq, a predicted model, not a curated record
UUGUGUUAAACAAUGUACUUAUCCACGUUAUCUUCUUGACAAGACACACUAUUCAUGUGUGGAUAAAUGCCCAAACAUAACAAGAUACAUACAUCUAAAUGUUUGUAACGCAGAUUGUCCUGAAGGAAAACUAUCAAAUGAAAUUGCGCAAGGAAUGGAAUGCAUCGAAAACUGUCCGUCUAAAAGAUUUCGUUUUAAUAAAACAUGUGUUCCAGUAUGUCCGAAAAAUACAUACAAUUUUAAUAAUUCUAAAUGUGUAUUUGAAUGUCCAUUCUCGCAGCCUUUCGGACUAACAAGCGGAAACUGGCGCUGCAUUAGUAGUUGCAAAAGCUACGAACUAUUCAAAACCGGGCGGUGCAUUUUUGACACAGAGUGUAAAGAACCGUACUUUGCUUUUGAGAAAACGUGCAUAAAGUCAUGCCCAGAAGGCUAUUACUGGUUCAAUGGAUGUUUCAAGAGAUGGCGUGAGUACCCCGAAACAGUUACCAUCGUUCUUUCAAGUAUAUUAACUGUUUUGGUAGUAUGGUCUCGAACAGCGUUGAUAGAGCAUUUCAUUGUACUCUCAAUGAUACUUUUUAAGACAGAUGCGCGUUGCACGAUUGACAGUGCUGAGAGCGAUGAGGAGGGAUUUGAGAACCAAAAUGAAGACGAACAACCUUUGCUGAUAGAGUUGGAUGAAAAUGAAGAAACUUAGUUUUAACAGAUUUAAUAAACUGAAUAGAUUUUCGAUUGCAAAGUUUGACUUGGAUUUAAAUGGAUAUAAUGCCGUUGUGUGUUUGACAUUUCUUUUGUCCUCGAUCACCAUCGACGUAACCCAGAUAGGAUCAUUUUGACUUAGUUAUAUCAAGAUAACUGUCCAGGACGAUAUGAAGCGCUAUUACUGUUUACAAGAAAUUGAAUAUAUUCUUUAGAUGGUCCCAGAAUUUAUAUUUGCGCGGAGAAUACGACAAGAUAAAACAGACACUGGUCUGUAUGUUUUAUUAUUGAACUAAUGUUUUUCUUCUUACUCUGACUAAUAUCUUUUCUUGGUUUAAACAUAUGUAUUUAUCAAGAUAUAUAUUACCUAUAACAUACAUACAUAUAACAUUCAUACAAUACAAAUAUCAAGACAAGUAAACUGAAUUGAAAGCUGCUAGAGCUUAUAGUAAUUCUCUCUACUACAUAAUAAGUAUCGGUACAAGGUUAUGGCGGUUAAAAUUGAUUAUAAUAAUAAAUCUCGACCAAAGUUGAA